AUGUCCGAUCCUACUGCUGCGGCUGAUAAGAAGAAGCGCAAACGCCGCUCGCGAACCGAAAAAUCUAGAGACCCCUCGCCUAUCUCAGCACCACAGAAGAGCCAGAGAAACGACAAACCUACCAGCUCGACUUCGCAAUCUCGGCGCAGACAAGCCCGUGCCGAGGCUCGAGCUACAUCGGAUGCUGAGGCUGGACCGGGUCCCUCUACGAGCGCAAACCGCGAAAAGGCAGCUGCCAUAGCCGACGCCGAGAAAACUACUUUUGGCGACGAUUUCGUUCCAUUUGGGCUGGACGAAGAAGAGGAAGUGGUUGAUGCUGGACGGGGGAAGGACGGUAUCGAUGCACGUGAUACGCGAAGAGACGACAGGGAUAGGGAUGGAGGACGAAGAGAUGGUAACAGAGGGAGGGGCAGGGAUCGAGACCGAGGACGGGAGGAUGCAGGAAAGAUGCGGAAAGCCUCGGACUUCGACCCCGACGAUGGCUAUCAGAGCAAGAAACAAAGGCAGGACGCUGCGUCGCGCAAGGCGCCGUGGACUGACAUGAUGGACACUGACGGGUGUACGAACGUCGCAGAACUAUUGCAUCGCGAAGUAGAGGCGUUCGUGGAAUAUAUAUCACCACUACCAGAAGAGGACGAAGUCCGAGCUUUGACUGUGGAGAUGAUCCAGCGUGCUGUGGUUAAGAACUUCCACGACGCGCAAGUCCUACCCUUUGGAAGCUACGAGACGAAGCUUUACCUCCCACUUGGAGAUAUAGACCUGGUCGUCGUGUCAAGAUCUAUGGAGUACUCUGACAAGGUUACUGUGCUGCACGCGCUGGCCAAUACGCUUCGUCGUGCGGGCAUUACAGACAAAGUUUCUAUCAUCGCGAAGGCCAAAGUACCUAUCAUCAAGUUCGUGACCACGCACGGCCGCUUCGCCGUGGAUAUCUCGAUCAACCAGGCGAAUGGCCUUGCGGCUGGGAAGAUGGUCCGCGGUUUCCUCACGGCUUUUCCCGCCUUGCGCGCUCUGGUGCUGGUCACGAAAGCGUUUUUGGCUCAACGGAGUAUGAACGAGGUCUUCUCGGGAGGACUUGGCAGCUACGCUAUCGUCUGUCUGGCGGUCAGCUUCCUGCAGAUGCACCCCAAGAUUCGCCGCGGAGAGAUCGACCCGACAAAGAACCUCGGAGUACUUGUCAUGGAGUUCUUCGAGCUGUACGGCUGCUACUUCAACUACCACGAGACUGGCAUAUCCUUACGCGGUGGCGGGACGUAUUUUAACAAGCAAGCUCGCGGAUGGCAACAAAACCAGUCCUUCUUGCUAUCGAUCGAAGAUCCUGGCGACAUCUCCAACGACAUCUCAAAGGGGACAUUUGGCAUCAUGCGUGUGCGACAGACCUUUGCCGGCGCACACUCUAUCCUCACCAGCCGUGCAUAUAUGCUCGCGCAAAUCCUGGGUCAACGACGGGAAGGGCGCGCGGUUAGCCUCAGAGGUGGGCGUCACGACCCAGAGGAGCUGAGCAUCCUGUCCCAUGUCCUCGGUGUUACCCAAGAGACGAUCAAUCGGCGACGGCUCGCGAUGGACAUUUACAAUAAGCGCAUUCUACACCGUCUCUUGAAUGUGCAGCCGCGAGCGAUCAUUAUUGAGGACUCCCCUGAGCCUGAACCUGUGGUUCAGCACUUUCCGAGAACGAACGGUGCCGCUCAUGCUUCCACAAGCGUAAAAGCGGCUUGGAAGGCUGCUGGGGAGUCCGAUGAAGAGCACGACGUUUCACGAGUAUCGACGUCGAAGAGCGUUGCUCAAGAGGUCAUUGAUGUGAGCUCUGACUCAGAAGAGGAAAGCCGCUAUGAAAUACCGGGACCACCGAGCAAGCGCCUCCGGCUUGGAACGUCAGCUGACGCCCAUACCGUCUUCACGGCUGACGAGGAUGAGGAUGGCCAGGUCAGCAGCGGUUCGGACGACGAAGAGUUCAAACAGCUGGUUCAGGAGGAGGGCGAAUAUACUGAUGCGGAGACGAGUGAGAGCGAUGGAGAGGCCAAUGUGAAGAGGCGGAACAAGCGCGCUUAUUGGGCUGCCAAAGCGGCUACAGGGGUCGCAUCCCUUGAUAGCGACUGA
Messenger RNA from Peniophora sp. CBMAI 1063, 2094 nucleotides. The record is from the annotation of a GenBank genome assembly. NCBI's taxonomy places the organism in Eukaryota, Fungi, Basidiomycota, Agaricomycetes, Russulales, Peniophoraceae.